Messenger RNA from Acanthoscelides obtectus, 674 nucleotides. Lineage: Eukaryota; Metazoa; Arthropoda; Insecta; Coleoptera; Chrysomelidae. The record is from the annotation of a GenBank genome assembly.
CUCUGAAGCUGAAAGACAGAGCAACAUUUGAUCGAAAAAUCAUGGCACUGAUGGGCUGUUCUCGACCUCCAGCAGACUUCGAAUUUGAACAUAAAGACAAAAAACACGAAGAAUUCGAUAAUGUUUUCAAGGAAUGCCAGGAAUGUGAACGCGCUUUACCAAUGCUACACAAAAAACCUACUUUCGAUUUCAAAAGGGAUAAUUUUAGUGAACCAAUAAGUACACUGGUCCAUAAGGACAUGUGGAUCAACAAUGUCAUGGUGAGAACCAAGGACCAAGAUGUUAAGUUCGUGGAUUUCCAAUGCUAUACUUACGAUACGCCAGCCACAGAUUUAAUCUUCUUUUUGUGCGGUAGUGUGAGACUCGAAGUGCUAGAAAAACACUUCGACGAUUUGUUAAAGUACUAUCACGACAACUUUGUAGAUACUUUGAACAAGUUGAAGUGUGAUACAAGUCCGUUUACGUAUGAGUAUCUUAUGGAUGAGAUAGCAAAGUGUAUGGAUAGGGAGUUUCACCACUGCGUCAUUUUCACUACAGUCAUCAUAUUUGGAGCGAAAAACAAAAGAGUGAAUUUUGAUGAGAAACGGGAAAUUUCAAUGGCUCAGAAGCAAAGGAUUUGGUGGAUGGUGAGAGAGUUUCUCAAGAAAGGUUGGCUGGACGCGUGGAUUCAGUGA